CGUCACUUUUGGAGAGGGUUUUCCAGAUGAAGCAGAAACCCCAGCCCUGUCCCGUCCCCGUGUAGUUUGGGAGAUAUUGUGAGAGGAUCUCCAGCUCCUGCCUCUCCUGCUCCCACCCCCUGUCCCUCCUAUGGCAAUCCAUGUGGCCAGGGCUGGGGGCAGACUUUUAUAAGCCUGGCCUCACAGAGCAUCCAAGCUGAGAGGAGUGACAGGAGGCUUGGCUUGCUCCGAGAUACCUCCCUAUCCUUGGGGUCCCUGGGAUGACCAAAGGAGGAAUGGAGUCAGUGGAAGUGUUCACAGCUGAAGGCAAAGGCAGGGGUUUGAAAGCCCAGAAGGAAUUCUUGCCUGGGGAUGUCAUCUUUGCAGAGCCAGCCUAUGCAGCCGUGGUUUUUGACAGCCUGACCCACGUCAUCUGUCACACGUGCUUCAAGAGGCAGGAGCGGCUGCACCGCUGUGGGCAGUGCAAGUUUGCCUAUUACUGCGACAGGACCUGCCAGAGAGCAGCCUGGCUCAACCACAAAAACGAGUGCUCUUCCAUCAAGAGGCAUGGCAAGGCACCCACCGAAAACAUCAGGCUGGCUGCCCGCAUCCUGUGGAAGAUGGAGAGGGAGGGCAGCGGGCUGGCCGAGGGCUGCCUGGUGCCCAUCGACGAGCUGCAGAACCACGUGGACAGCUUUGGGGACGAGGAGAGGAAGGAGCUGCGGGCUGAUGUGGAGAGUUUCCUGGAGUUCUGGCCGCCCCACUGCCAGCAGUUCGGGAUGCAGUUCAUCUCCCACAUAUUCGGAGUGAUCAGCUGCAAUGGCUUUACCCUCAGUGACCAAAGAGGACUGCAGGCUGUUGGUGUGGGAAUCUUCCCCAACCUCUGCCAGGCCAACCAUGACUGCUGGCCCAACUGCACCGUCGUCUUCAACAAUGGCAAUCAUGAGGCUGUAAGAUCAAUGUUCCACACACAGAUGAGGAUCGAGCUGCGGGCCCUGAGCAAGAUUUCUCCGGGGGAUGAGCUGACUGUUUCCUACGUGGAUUUCCUCAGCCUGAGCGAGGAGCGGCGCAAGCAGCUGAAGAAGCAAUAUUACUUCGACUGCACGUGCGAGCACUGCAAGAAACAGCUCAAGGAUGACCUGAUGCUGGCAGUGAAAACAGGGGAAAGCAAGCCCUCUGCAGACAUGGUGAAGGAGGUGAUCCAGCUCUCCAAGGACACUCUGGAGAAGAUCAACAAGGCACGCAUGGAGGGAAAUUACCACGAGGUUGUGAAGCUGUGCCGUGAGUGCCUGAAGAAACAGGAGCCUGUGCUGGGGGACACCAACAUCUACCUGCUGAGGAUCCUCAGCAUUGCCUCCGAGGUGCUCUCCUACCUGCAGAUGUUUGAGGAAGCAGCUGACUAUGCCAAGAGGAUGGUGGAUGGCUACCUGAAAAUUUACCAUCCCAACAACGCGCAGCUGGGGAUGGCCGUGAUGCGGGCAGGAGUGACUCACUGGCACGCUGGCCUCAUUGAAGCUGGCCAUGGCUUGAUCUGUAAAGCUUAUGCCAUCCUCCUGAUAACCCAUGGACCUUCCCACCCAAUCACCAAAGACCUGGAGGUGAUGCGUGUCCAGACGGAGAUGGAGCUGCGCAUGUUCCAGCAGAACGAGUUCAUGUAUUACAAGAUGAGGGAAGCUGCCCUCAAGAACCAGAAGAUCCAAGUCAUGCCUGAGCCCAGCAAUGAGAACGCACCAAGCCUCUUCCACAAAAAGGAAUAAACCUGGAGCUUGACACCAAUUCAUGCCUGCAGGGUAACAUCACCUGUGGCACUUCCAAACACUGGGAAUGUGAUACAGCAAUGUGAUAAAUCCACAAGGAUUGUUUCCAGUGGCACAGGUCUGACAGCAUGGACCUGCUGGGGGAGCAUCCUGAAAACUCUUCUGAGGGCUUAAAGCAGAAGAGGUCCUGGCAGAAGCAACAUCCCUUUUUCUAUCACUAAGGCAUUAAAAAAUCAAAGCAAAAACCCCUGUUAUAAAAUUAUUUACAUUUUUAUUGGAAGCCUGUUUCUCUCUACAUGUGCCCUGACUCUGAAUUCCUUUGUUAAAUUUUGAUUGGUUUUUCCUAAGGGCUUCUACCACUUCCUUGGAAUGACAUAAUUUCUUUCCAGUGUUGUCCAUAGGAUGAUAGAAGUGGGAAGCCAGUUCCAAGAAAUGUCAUGUACACCUGUGGCCAAUGAAUGCAAACUAACCUAGACCCACAGGUGGUGUUUUGUGUUAAAUUAUAUUUUUCUGGUGAAUGAUUUUGCAGCUGGCAUACAUGCAACAUCAAACUGGGUCAUUUGCAAGUGAGACUAACUGGAACCCCCACAUCAAGAUAAGUAAAUUGAGACAAAUUAUUCUCCUUAGUUACAAAUUAGAAAAUGUCUGCAAUGAUGGACAUGCCAGAAGACAGUUGCUAUAGUUUGGUGCACUGGCUGUUCUAACUGGACAAACAAUUUUCAGGGAAGGGAAUCCACACUUGUUGAUUUUUAGGGUGACUUGGAGGCUUUGAUGCCUUAAAACACCUGCCUUUUAACUUAGGUGUUUAAUCAAUUUUGCACUGAGGAAAAAAGGGAUAGUCCAUAGAUCAAUUGCCAGUGGACUGCCAACAGAACUAAGGAGAAGUCUAAUGGCUAAAGUUGGAUUCCUAGAUUUAAAAAAUGUAUUUGUUUUGUGCCCAUACGUCUUAAAAUUCAACUGACUUCCUGCAGACUUUCAGUGGCAGCCAGGAGAAGAAAAGGUUUAUUCCAUAAUCCCUUACCUGCUUUUCAGCAUAGUAGAAGAAAACAAAAAUUUGGUCUUUUCCUCUUUGACAUUUCUCAGUGAUUUUGCUGAUAUUUCUCCAGUUCUGAGUUCACUAAAGCCCAACAUCUGCUUUUUAGGCACUGUUUAGCUAAGCCCUUCCAUUUGUCUGUGAGGUGCCUCUGCUGCCCUGUGUGACAAUCCAUAUUGGUUCAGUUCUUGGCAUGAAGAUCAAUGUUGAUCUGUGAUAUGAGAGCCUUUCCUGGGCAGAGAGAAGUCCUGGCACUGGCCGUGGAAAAGGCAGAUAAGAGGGAAGAGUUUCCUUUCCUGUGUGCAGCAGAAAAGCCCAUUUGGCCUAAAGUGCCAAGCAAGAUGACACUGGUGCUCCCUCUGUCUACACUGAGAACAACCAGCCCAUCUCCUGCCAGGAGAAAAAAAAACUAAAUUUCACCCUGGAAGAAGUGUUCAAUUCCAGUUCAACCCAAUUUAUCAGGUGCAGCUUGGGGUGAAACACACACUGGAUACCUGAAGGCAGUUGUGACCCUCCUGCAGGUGGGGAGGAGUUGGGGAUGGGGUGGCCAGAGCCAAUAGGGCUGGAUCCUACUGCAGAGGUGUGAGGAUGAAGACAGCAGCUGGUAGCUCGUGCUGGUUUCUUUCCCAAGGCAGCUUUCCAAACAGGAUCAUUGGCACUUCCUUGACUCCACCUAAACCACCCCAAAUUCUUUGGCCCAGCUGGUCACUCUUUCCAUGUCUGUAGGGAAAGGGAACAGAGCCCUUUUCCUGGCCAGUGCUCCCCAGCCUAGAUCAGCCAUGGGUUCAGGACCCACUGGGGCAUCCCCAGCAGGGUGCUGGCACUGUCCCCAGGAAAGGGCUGGAAGGACACUCAUCGGCAUAUGUCACUCAGUGGCUCUGAGCCUGUGCCCUGCCUCAGCCCCCUUCCCCAGCAUCAGCACACC
Molecule: messenger RNA, 3694 nt
Organism: Ficedula albicollis (Collared flycatcher)
Lineage: Eukaryota; Metazoa; Chordata; Aves; Passeriformes; Muscicapidae
Gene: SMYD1
Product: SET and MYND domain containing 1
Exons: 10
Coding region: 261-1736 (491 amino acids)
Cellular component (GO): nucleus
Molecular function (GO): histone H3K4 methyltransferase activity; protein binding
Source: RefSeq, a predicted model, not a curated record